AUGUCGCUGUGUCGGGGUCGUCGGCCUCUAAGCAGCGCUUUACGGCUGUGGGGCUUCCAGCGUGGAUUCGCAGCUGCACCUCCCGCGGGAGCAGACGAAGAGGUCCUCCGUGCUUUGCGCGCAGCAGCAGCGGAUGCAGGUGUGAACUCGCUUGACCUCUACCAGCCAUGGCUGCUCAUGGACGUGCUGCAGCAAAGCCUUCUGCUUCUGCACUCAGCCACCGGGGACGCUGGUGCUGCCGUGGUGGCUGCAGCGCUGCUGACGCGCCUGGUUACUGCACCCUGGAACCUUACAUCACUCAGGCGCCGCUGUGAUGCCUUGGUGCUAAUGCCUGUGUACAUGGAGCUCGCGAAGUCGUACAGCGAGGCACAGUCACGGAGGGGUGGCCGCGGCGAAGGCACAGUCGGAGGGGCGGCAGGCGCGGCGAAGGCUGAGAAAGCUGAAGCCGACUUGCAGAAAGCCACGGAACGCUUCCAGGCAUUCACGCAGGAGACGGGCUUCAAUCCAGUACAAGGCCUAGGUUACCAAGUCGGCGUGGUACUUCCCAUUGGUCUGACCUAUUUCGGGGCCCUUUACGGUAUCAUGAACCACCCCGACUCCUUCCGAAGCUUCGUGACAUCACCCAGCCUUUGGCUGGAUUCUUUGGUGCUUCCGGACCCCUAUGGCGUGCUGCCGUGUCUCUCUGCGCUGGCACUGCUGGCGAACGCUGAGCUCAAUGCUAACCCGCCCCAGCCGGGUCAGGAGGAGACUGCGGAGUACUUCAAGAUGGUCAUGAGAGGAGCACUGCUCACCUGGGUGCCCUGGACCGCAAGCAGCUUGCCUGCGGCUACAUUCCUGUUCAUCGCAACCAACGGCUUUUACACGGCAGGGAUCACAUGGUACUACCGCAAAUACUGCUGGGUGCCGCCAAAGCCUAGCAUGAGCUGGAAGAAGCGCUGA
This is a messenger RNA of Symbiodinium sp. CCMP2456, 939 nucleotides long. NCBI's taxonomy places the organism in Eukaryota, Dinophyceae, Suessiales, Symbiodiniaceae. The record is from the annotation of a GenBank genome assembly.